Dissoconium aciculare CBS 342.82 is the source of this 305-nucleotide messenger RNA. RefSeq lists its product as uncharacterized. NCBI's taxonomy places the organism in Eukaryota, Fungi, Ascomycota, Dothideomycetes, Mycosphaerellales, Dissoconiaceae. The record is from RefSeq and is a predicted model, not a curated record. The coding region runs from base 62 to 268 and encodes 68 amino acids. The transcript is spliced from 2 exons.
GACCUGGCAAGCCUGGUUAUGUAAGAAGUAUUUCUGAAAUAGCUCCAUGAUGUUGUACCAAAUGGCUGUACUAUAUGCACCUCGCAUGCGCGCUGACAGCUAUCGGCGUCGUGACAUUCGCGACGCGAGCGUGUCUGUAUACCCUAGCCAACCCCAAAUUCCCGCGCAAACUUCAUUUUUUUUGGAACUAUGUCCGUUUGAUCGCCAAAAUCUGCGCUUUUUUUGGGUACCCAUCUGGAAAUUAUUAAACAUUGGCAUCCCUAUGUGAUCGACCCCAUGUGAUCGACCCCCUUAGGGUCCGUACC